Erpetoichthys calabaricus (reedfish) is the source of this 6705-nucleotide messenger RNA. RefSeq names its product POU class 2 homeobox 1b (gene pou2f1b). Gene Ontology annotation, biological process: regulation of transcription by RNA polymerase II. The record is from RefSeq and is a predicted model, not a curated record. NCBI's taxonomy places the organism in Eukaryota, Metazoa, Chordata, Cladistia, Polypteriformes, Polypteridae. Gene Ontology annotation, molecular function: DNA-binding transcription factor activity, RNA polymerase II-specific; RNA polymerase II cis-regulatory region sequence-specific DNA binding. The coding region runs from base 59 to 2284 and encodes 741 amino acids. Gene Ontology annotation, cellular component: nucleus. The transcript has 15 exons.
UGGCACGGGGUGGGGAGCUCCGUGUCUCGGGGUUGGGAUUUCGGGUUAAAUAUUCAAAAUGGCGGACGGAGGAGCAGCGAGUCAAGAUGAGAGUUCAGGAGCAGAAUCAAAAAUGAGUAAUCCGUCUGAUACCAGUAAAUCUUCAGUGGAAAACCAUGAUGGAAGCACAGGCACCCAAACAAAUGGACUGGACUUUUCAAGACAGUCUGUGCAGACAGCAAGUGCAAUCACUAAUGCACAUGCACAGGCCUUACUACAACAGUGUAAAUCAGAAGAUUCUGGUGAAACUCCAGUCUCGAGUCAGCCUUCCAUCCAGCCCUCAAUACAGAGUUCCCUCCCACAGACUCAGCUCAUGUUGGCUGGAGGACAGAUCACUGGUUUAACUUUGACUCCCGCCCAGCAACAGCUGUUACUGCAACAAGCACAGGCCCAGCUUCUAGCAGCAGCAGUCCAGCACUCUGCCACUCAGCAGCAUAACACCACGGGGGCCACCAUUUCUGCUUCUGCAGCUACGCCAGUGACACAGAUACCCCUUUCACAGCCUAUCCAAAUAACACCAGAUCUGCAGCAACUUCAGCAACUGCAACAGCAAAACCUGAACCUACAACAAUUUGUGUUGGUGCAGCCAGGUCACCCCAUAGCAACACAGCUGCAACCAGCACAGUUCAUUAUAUCACAGACACAGCAGGGGCAGCAGAGUUUUCUGCAAGCUCAGAAUCUUUUAACGCAACUACCUCAGCAAAGCCAAGCCAACCUCCUGCAGUCACAGCCAAGCAUCACCCUCACUACACAGCCAGCUACGCCAACACGCACAAUAGCGGUAACCCCCAUCCAGCCAUUUCCACAAAGUCAGACAACACCAAAGCGCAUUGGCACUCCCAGUUUGGAGGAGCCCAGUGACCUGGAAGAGUUGGAGCAAUUUGCUAAGACUUUUAAACAGAGAAGAAUCAAACUAGGAUUCACUCAGGGGGAUGUUGGACUUGCCAUGGGUAAACUGUAUGGAAAUGACUUCAGCCAAACAACUAUCUCUCGUUUUGAAGCCUUGAACCUCAGCUUUAAAAAUAUGUGCAAGCUUAAACCACUGCUGGAAAAGUGGCUAAAUGAUGCAGAGAACCUGACAUCUGACCAGACCUUGUCCAGUCCAAGUGCCCUGAACUCCCCUGGUUUGGGAAUAGAGGGUCUGAAUCGCAGGAGGAAGAAACGCACCAGCAUUGAGACCAACAUACGAGUGGCCUUAGAAAAGAGUUUUUUGGAGCAGAACCAAAAGCCUACCUCUGAAGAGAUCACAAUGAUAGCUGGCCAGCUGAACAUGGAAAAAGAAGUUAUCCGUGUCUGGUUCUGCAAUCGGCGGCAGAAAGAGAAGAGAAUAAACCCACCUAGUAGUGGCAGCACAAGCAACACUCCAAUCAAAGCAGUGUACCCGAGCCCUACUCCACUGGUGCCAACCACUGCUAGCCUUGUGACCAGUAAUACGACUACACUGACUGUAAAUCCAAUUCUACCUGUAACCAGCACUGCAGUUACAAAUCUUGGCUUCACAGGCACUACAGGAAUCGGGUCUGUCACUAACAACACAGCAUCCGUGAUCUCCUCUACACCUGUAACUUCUUCAGCAGUGACGUCUCCAUCCCUCAGUCCUUCUCCCACUUCACUACAACCUGUAACAGAAUCGCCUAGCACACAGGAAACAAGUACAACAACACAAUCAUCUGUAUCUCUAUGCUCUCCAAUUGGUACCAGUCAAGUUAUGGUGACAGCAUCUGGGCUGUCUGCAGCUUUGCAAGGUGCAACAACACAGCUGCCUCCUAAUGCAGGCCUAGCUGCCAUGGCAGCAGCUGCAGGGCUUAAUCCUGGUCUGAUGGCAUCUUCUCAGUUUGCGCCAGGUGGUGCCUUACUUAGCCUCAAUCCUGGCACACUUGGCAGUGCUCUGAGUCCUGCAUUGAUGAGUAACAGUACUCUAGCAACUAUUCAAGCUCUUGCAUCUGGUGGGACUCUUCCAAUAACUUCUCUGGAUGCCAAUGGAAAUUUCUUGUUUGCCAAUGCAAAUGCAGGUGGUACUCCUAACCUUGUGACUGCUCCAUUAUUUCUCAGUCCACAGAACCUUUCUUUGCUCACCAGCAAUCCAGUUAGCUUGGUGUCUGCGGCAGCGGCCUCUGCAGGUGCCUCCGCGCAGGCAUUAAACCUCCAGGUCACGUCAACUGCCACUGAACCAAACCAGAACCCUGUCACUUCUGCAGGAGGAUCCAGUGCUGCACCAACCAUAACUACAGUAUCCAAAACCUAAUGAUUGUUGUGUAGUAAAGGAAGUUGGACUGUGUUUUUGUUUUUUGUUUUUUUUUUUCCUUGGAAGAUUUUAAAGCUUGCUCCUUUUUUGCUGCCACCAAAAAGAAAUGCAUUGAAAAGAGGAACUCUUCUUUUAUCCAAAUGUGCCAGUAUCUUUCUCUCAUAUUCAACAUCAGCAUAUCUCAUAAGCUGGCAUAACAAAAGAGCUCUAAGUCUUCAUGUGUCAAUUUUAAUUUUGACAGAAUUUUUUUGGUCUCCACGUAAUUGGCUGCUUAUGGCACAAAAGAUGAAUAACUUGGACUAUUUUUCCCUGGACUGCUUUUUAAUUAAUAUAGACUAUUCUAACCAAAAAUAGAGAAACUGUACCUGAGCAGUUAUCCUACUGAAAUAACUUUCAUUAGCAUACAAGUAAAGGUUUUCAUUUAUCUGUUCUAUUAGGUUAUUUGUUUUUAACUGUAAUUUCGGUCUGUUAUACAGGCCAUUGUUUAACUGUGUUAACAUCACAGUAAAAUAGUACUUGGUUUUCAUUUAAUUGCUGCAGUUUCAGGCAGGUGUAUACUUUGUGUGAGUGUGUACGUGUGUGUGUGUGAGAGUAUGUGUUCAGAAGUUGAUCUCUUAUUCCUCCAAAGUUGCAUGAUCCCUUAAUGAACUUUGGUGUUUGGAAGAAUUUAAACCAUAUUCUUCCCUGUAUUGGAAAAUUAGACCCUGCUGACACUUCUGUGGGUGUGUUGAUUGUAAGGGAGCAUUUGCAACACACGUAGCUUUGAUUAUCUCUUUUUGUUUUUCCUUUAUGCUCCAUUUUGGGAACACUGAUGAUAAAGCAGCAUUUUUGUAUAAAUUGAAUAUUAGCAGUUACACUGACGAAAGAAAAGUGACUUGCAGGAUUUGCGUAGAGUGCUGUUCCAUAUACAUGCAAUCCUUUGUAAGGAUGCAAAGGCAGAGAGUGCAGGAGAAAUAUUGUUUGCCAUAGGAGUGGUGGAUCCCAAGGUUUUAGUUCUGUCAUGUGGCAACUAAGUUUAGAAUAUACUCCUUUUUUUUUUUCUUUCUUGUGAGCUGCUGGUGUGGAGUCAUUUACUUAUUUAGCUGCCUAUACAGAAGAGAGAUUAAAUGCACAUUUUUGAAUAAAUUUGAGCUAGGAAAGAAAAACACCAGUUGAAGAGUACUUUUGCACACUGUUUAAAAUGGUGUUUAGGUAUUUCUUCAGAAAUUCAACUAUUUAUGUAAUGCAUAUCAGUUUCUCUUCCGAGUACUUUUUUUGGUGUUUUGCUCAUAUGUUUUAAAGACAAAGGAUUGGCAGCUUUACAAAUAAUGGCUGAUUCGAGGGGAGAGUCUAAAACUGCAAAGUGAUCACUGUUAAGAUAUGUGUGGUUUAUUAUGUAUUUGUAUUUUUUUAAUAAGAUAGCAAUAUAAUUUCAUUGCAUUUCAGGAGAGGCUGUCUCAGUGUUAAAUUAUCAGAGUUGUUUCAGUAUAAUUUUCCUUCUACAUGUGCACAGUACCUGUACCAAAAAUAACAAACUGGAUAAUUGAUCUACAGUUCAUUUGGGAAAAAUAGAUUUCUCUCAAUUUCUUCCCCGACAUAUUUUAGUUUCAUAUUUUUUGGAAGCUAAGAAGAAACUUCAAUUUAGUUAAGUGAAACUGUGAGAAAUGUUUAUAGAAAACAGUCUGGACAUUUUAGACCAACAGAGAGAGAGAGAUGCAAUAUUUUUAUAUGUAAACUUAUAAAAAUUGUAUCCAAAGAACAUUUACAAGUUUAGUCUGUUUUAACUUAAUUUAGAAAGCUUUAAUUGUCUCCUUUCCCCAGCCUUUUCAAAUCUAGGCUGCUUAAUAAAAAAUAAUAGACAGGAGCUGCAGGUUAUGUAAGUAAAAAAAUCUUUGCACAUCUCUGUUAUUAGAAAAAUAUUGAUAAAAACGUCUUUAUUUCUACUACAAACCAUAAAACAAAAGGUGUAGUGCUUUUUUAUUUAUUCAGAAUUUACCAAUCUGUAAUUUUUAAUAUCUAAGAUUUAUAUUAACAACAAAAGCAUAAUAGAUUUUGAUUAACUUGUAAUCUGUGCACAUGAAAGUCUUAAAUGUCACUAUUUUCUACCUUACAAAAAUGACAGAUUACUUUUUUUUCUUUUUUUUUACUUUUAAAACUUGCAGCAUUGAUUGAUUGAUUGUUUUCAUUAUUUUUCAUUGUUAAUGAAUGAACUGUAGAGCAGAUAUUACCAUGGCUGCUUUCCUACCUGCAGUCAGCCAUCUUGCAAAGCUUGAACCAAAGUCGUUUUCUAGCAAGCUGCUGUACCAAUGAGAGAGUUUAUAUUAAGUGCAGUUCAUGUGCAUUUAGAAUAUAUUUGCUACUGACCAUUCUUUUUUUGUUUUGUCCUUCCUUCUAACAUUUUUCUAUGGGCCUGUCUUUUCUGUUGUCAAAGAAUUACCUCAUUGGCAAAAGGGUAUACAAUUGAUUAUGAAGAGAACAUUUUAGAUAAUCAUUUAAAAUCUGAAAAUCUUUUCCAUACAAUUAGCAUGUGCUGUAUAUAUUUAAAAAAAAAAAAAAAGUAUUGGAUUCCAAAAGGAGUUAUGCAUUACAUGGGAUAUUUCAUCUGUAAUUAAAUGUGUGAAAGGACAGUAUUUCUGAAUGUUAAACAAAAUAAUACUGUUUUCCUAGAUAAUUUUGAGUUAUUCAUUUUAUUCUGUUUCUUAGUAUUGUGAAUCCAGUUUUUCUUCACAUGUUUGCAAUCGUGCCUGGGCAUUAUUUUGUGAAUUAUAUAAUUUUAAUUGAUUCUGACAUGCAGAUACCUGCAUUUCACUUAAUCAGAAUUAUCAAAUAUUCUUAUUUUGAUUAAUUAAGGUAGCUGUUUUUAAUAUUUAAAUGCAUAACCCAAAGAUAAAAGGGGACAGCAAGCAGAGGAAAUGUAUUUGUAAAAAAUUGCUCAUGUGGUUUGCUGAAACAUUUUAAGAGAAAUAUUAGUUAAAUGAUUGAAAAUCUGUAAUUUGCUAGUACAAUUCAGUGUCUUUAAUUUAGAUUAUAACUAACUUAAUAUUAUUCAACUUUAUACACACAUGUAUAUAUGGGUUAUUAACCCUUUCUACUGCCUUGUUUUCUUUUACAAAUGUUAUGUUUUGGUAUCAAAUACAGAAAGAAAUAUGUGCAUGUUAUUUGUUACCCUUACGCUGAUGAAAGGCCCACAUCUCACCAGUGCAUUCCUUGCUUGCAUGUUCCUUGCUUUUUUGUUUUUAAGCGUUCCUUUCAAAAUAAAAUACCUCAGCAUAGUUUAGCAAUUAAGGCUUACAUUAAUUAACACACAUACUGUGUACCUACAUCAUUAAGAUCAUCAUCAUAGUUUCUAGAAUGUAGAUGAACUUUUAAUUAAUUUUGCUGUACAUUCUUAACACCUGUUUAUAAAAUGUUAAAUACUACUACAUGAGGAGGGGAAAGGGGUGAGGGGAAGUCUUGUUUGUUUUUUGUUGGUGUUUUUUUUUUUUUUUUUUUUUGGGUAAUCCUACUUGCAAAGCAAAAAGGCCUUUUUUCUGAGCUCCACUUGGUUUAUUCGUGGCCUGAUACAGAGUGUGCAUCACAUUGCCAUUUACUAAAAAAAAAACAAAUGAAAAAAAAUGUAUUUGUGAGGUUUUCAUGCUUGUUUUUUCUUCUUAUCCUGUCUGUUGGUUGAUGGUUGGCAAGGGUGAGAAGGGAAAUUGAUGAGGGAGUGGUCACAAGAUGAAGUUACCGAGUGAUUUAUUUUCGAGUUUUUAUUUUAUUUUUAUUUUUGCUCCAUAAUUUGUUUAUGAAUUGAAUGUAAGUGGCUUGUCAUGCUUGUAGUAAAAAAAAAGCAAAUUUUUAAACUUCCUUUUAUGAUAGCAAUGCGAAAUAAUUCUGUCUAGACCAAAAAAAUAAGAACUUGCUCCUUGCACCUGAGUGGUGGAUCUGAAAAUGUAUUGCUACUGUAUAAUGGCUGUUGCUGGUGCUCUUUCCAAGCACCAUGUUGGUAGUCCUGAUAUAAUAGUGCGUAAUGGGUGACUAUCAUAGGUGUUUUUCUCUUAGUUUGCAAAAUAUGAGGGUUUGUUAUCAAGACUUUAUAAGCACCUGAUCUCAAACUUUAGAACUAUAGUUGUAUCUUAGAUAUUUUUCCCUAAAUUGGCAAGGUCACUGGUUUAUACAGGCGUGAUGCACUGAAUGUGUCUGUCUGUAUAUGUUCAGGCAUUUUUUUAAUUUAAAUUAGUAGCACCAUUAUUCCUGAAUUAAAAUAAAUUGAUAAUUCAUUUUACAUAUCAGUACAAACCUAUUUUACAAAUGUAUAUUUGUCAGUUCUUAAUAUAUUAAUAAAAAUUAGCUUAUCAGUUUUAAACCAGUGAGCCUGUUAAUUAAAGUUAUACAUUUUAGUUAGGAGAGAGAAAGAGAGCUGUGGUGGGUUGGCACCCUGCCCAGGAUUGGUUCCCUGCCUU